AUGGGUUGCUGUGGCUGUGGAGGUUGCGGUGGCUGCAGCAGUGGCUGCGGUGGCUGCAGCGGUGGCUGCGGCGGCUGCGGUGGCUGCGGUGGCUGCGGUGGCUGCGGUGGUGGCUGCGGCAGCUGCACCACAUGCAGGUGCUACCGGGUGGGCUGCUGCUCUAACUGCUGCCCCUGCUGCCGCGGCUGCUGUGGGGGCUGCUGCAGCACCCCUGUGAUCUGCUGCUACCGCCGCACCUGCCGCCGCUCCUGUGGCUGCGGCUCCUGUGGUUGUGGGAAGGGCUGCUGCCAGCAGAAGUGCUGCCAGAAGCAGUGCUGCUGCUAG
Molecule: messenger RNA, 324 nt
Organism: Sciurus carolinensis (gray squirrel)
Lineage: Eukaryota; Metazoa; Chordata; Mammalia; Rodentia; Sciuridae
Product: small cysteine and glycine repeat-containing protein 7-like
Exons: 1
Coding region: 1-324 (107 amino acids)
Source: RefSeq, a predicted model, not a curated record